AGGUCACCUUAGGAAAUGCUACUGUGAGUUCUGUCAGUUCAGUCAGUAGUAAACCGGCGUGCCGGCUGGAAGUUUACUUGAGCUCUCGUUAUCGGUCUGCAACAGCUUUGAGGAUCUAUCUUCAUUGAGAUUACGAGAAAUAUAUACUUAAAAGAAAAAUGACGUCGUUGAAUGAAAAAUUAUUGAGCACCGUUGUGGAACCCACCUCGAAUGGAAAAAACAAAGUUACAGUAGUGGGUGUUGGCCAAGUCGGAAUGGCAUGUGCCUUUAGUAUUUUGACAAAUAACGUGUCGAACGAUCUUGUUCUCGUCGAUGUGAUGGCAGACAAGCUAAAAGGAGAAAUGAUGGAUCUGCAACACGGGAGUGCGUUUUUGAAGAACGCAAGGAUCAAUGCCAGUACGGACUACGCGGCUACAGCGAAUUCAACUCUAUGUAUCGUGACUGCGGGUGCUCGUCAACGAGAAGGCGAAACAAGACUCGAUCUUGUUCAAAGGAACACCGACAUCUUCAAAGGGAUCAUUCCUCAGCUGGUCAAAUAUAGUCCGAAUACGAUCUUAUUGAUUGUAUCUAAUCCCGUUGACAUAUUGACUUAUGUAGCAUGGAAGUUAUCCGGUUUGCCGGAGAAUCGGGUUAUUGGUAGCGGCACCAAUUUGGAUUCCACCCGUUUUCGUUUCUUACUUUCUCAAAAGCUCAACGUAGCGCCGACCUCUUGUCAUGCCUGGGUAAUUGGAGAACAUGGUGACAGUAGCGUGCCGCUUUGGUCCAGCGUAAACGUCGCCGGUGUACGUUUCCGCGAUCUUAAACCUGACAUCGGUACUAGCAAAGACGAAGAACAUUGGGAUGAAUUACAUAAACAGGUCGUUGAAAGUGCAUAUGAGGUCAUCAAGCUCAAAGGUUAUACUUCCUGGGCAAUCGGACUUAACGUAUCGAGUCUUGCAGCAACGAUACUGCGAAACACUCAUCAAGUUCAUGCCGUUACCGUCAAACUUACCGGUCAUCAUGGUAUUACCGAGGACGUUUUCUUAUCUCUACCGUCUAUGUUGGGGGAAAACGGUGUCACGUCAAUUGUUAAUCAAAUAUUGACGGAUGAAGAGCGGGAGCUACUUCAAAAAUCAGCCAAUACAAUACAUGAAGUCCAGAAAAAUCUGAAGCUUUAAACUACAGGCAGUAAUGCGCGUUCUACUUUACAUUUUUCUUUGCCCUUUAUAUGUCGUAUGUCUGUUCAAUUUAUAUUUAUUUUAUUCGAACAUUAAUUAUUCUAUUCUCGCAACUCGUGAUAUCGGUGAUUGCUUCCAGUAUUUUUUCUUAUAUCAUACAAUUGCAUUUAUUUCGAUGAAAUUAUUAUUAUUAUUAUUAUUAUUAUUAAUAAUAAUAAUUUAAUUCGACGGAAAUUUUAGUUAUUUCACAAUAAUUAAUUAUUUAGUGGAAUUUGCUUUUGAUGAAUGUUAAAGGUGCUAACUGUAUUAUUUAUUUUAUAAUAUCUACUUAAAAUUGUGUUCAAGAGAAUUUCUUUUCUUUUUUUAAUUUUAUGACAAGCAUAUACAAAUGUCGCAAUUUACUUCUUUUUUUUUUUUUUCAACGUUAAAAAAUUCAAGCCAGAAACGUACGAGUUUUAGUAUUAAUAUUGUAAUUAAUAUUGACGUCGUGAUAGGAGUAUCAUUAUAAUACUUCUCCCAAUGAAAUAAAGUUAAAUCUAAAUUCUUUAUUACAUAGAAAAGAUGCAAAGUACAUUGUUCUAGGAACUGAAACGUAUUGUAUGUUUUACAAUUAAACUAUGAAUUAUCAUACUAUUAA
Molecule: messenger RNA, 1794 nt
Organism: Vespa crabro (European hornet)
Lineage: Eukaryota; Metazoa; Arthropoda; Insecta; Hymenoptera; Vespidae
Product: L-lactate dehydrogenase-like
Exons: 5
Coding region: 159-1157 (332 amino acids)
Biological process (GO): carboxylic acid metabolic process
Cellular component (GO): cytoplasm
Molecular function (GO): L-lactate dehydrogenase (NAD+) activity
Source: RefSeq, a predicted model, not a curated record